CAGGAGAACUACGAGGACCCGCACAAGACGCCGGCGUCGCCCGUGGUUCACAUCCGCGGCCUCAUCGACGGCAUCGUGGAGGCCGACCUGGUGGAGGCGCUGCAGGAGUUCGGGCCCAUCAGCUACGUGGUGGUGAUGCCAAAGAAGCGGCAGGCCCUGGUGGAGUUCGAGGACAUCCUGGGCGCCUGCAACGCCGUCAACUACGCGGCCGACAACCAGAUCUACUUCGCCGGCCACCCUGCCUUCGUCAACUACUCCACCAGCCAGAAGAUCUCGCGGCCCGGCGACAGCGACGACGCGCGUGGCGUCAACAACGUGCUGCUCUUCACCAUCCUCAACCCCAUCUACUCCAUCACCACGGACGUGCUGUACACCAUCUGCAACCCGUGCGGGCCGGUGCAGCGCAUCGUCAUCUUCCGCAAGAACGGCGUGCAGGCCAUGGUGGAGUUCGACUCGGUGCAGAGCGCGCAGCGCGCCAAGGCCUCGCUCAACGGCGCCGACAUCUACUCGGGGUGCUGCACGCUCAAGAUCGAGUACGCCAAGCCCAGCCGCCUGAACGUGUUCAAGAACGACCAGGACACCUGGGACUACACCAACCCCAACCUGAGCGGGACAGGUAAGGGGGCGGCCUCACCUGGCCAGGUGGGCACCAGGGAGGGAGGGGCCACGAGCUUUGGGGAGGAUCCCUGGGAUUGGGGGGGGUUGGAAAAGGGGGAGGGGCCAUUGCUUUCCCACUUGGAGCCUGGGGGAGUGGCACACCUGGAUGGGUGACACACCUGAGAGGUG
Passer montanus (Eurasian tree sparrow) is the source of this 786-nucleotide messenger RNA. RefSeq names its product heterogeneous nuclear ribonucleoprotein L-like. Gene Ontology annotation, cellular component: nucleus. The record is from RefSeq and is a predicted model, not a curated record. Gene Ontology annotation, molecular function: mRNA binding. Gene Ontology annotation, biological process: regulation of RNA splicing. The transcript has 5 exons. The coding region runs from base 136 to 771 and encodes 211 amino acids. Lineage: Eukaryota; Metazoa; Chordata; Aves; Passeriformes; Passeridae.